UGCGCCUGCGCUCUGCUCAGUGUGCCAGUGAUCGGUGCCUCAGGUGGUAGUGCGUUGAGCAGCUCUCCAGAACUUAUCCUCCAUGGCGUCGCGAGUGAGUGAGUCGGAGCCCGCCAAAGUGCCGCGCGGGCGCACCUGCUUCUACGACCCGGACACGAGAGUGUGGUCCGGGCUGCGUCGAGCACCCCGCCACGAUGUCGGCCAAAGCCUCGGCCAGCUGAUGCUGAGCGCGCUGCGGCGUUGCGAUGCCGGGCACGUGACGCAGAUCGGCGACACGGGCCCAGUUACGUGCGGUGAGAUGUACGAGCGGGCAGUGCGCGUCGCCCAGUGGCUGGCCGGGCGCGGCUACGGCGAGGGCACGAUGGCAGCCCUCGCGUCCCGCAACGGUGACCACGUAGCGCCCGUUAUGUUUGCCUGUUUCGCGCUCGGCAUCACGGUUAACACACUCGACGCCGCGUUCGACACCGGCGACUUCGCGCACAUGUUCGGCAUCACGCGCCCGGUGUUGCUGUUCUGUGAGCAGGACCUCCUGGCCACCGUGCUGGCCGCGGCGGCCCAGGCCGGCAUCGAGCCGCGGAUCGUACUGUUUGGGAGCGCCGAGCACCAGGAAGCGGCCGCUGACGCCGCUACCGCGGGCCACUUGCGCAUCGAGGAGCUACUGCAGCCGUCCGGACGGGAGCACCUUUUCGUGCCACCGACACUGAGCGAUCCGGCGAAGCAGCUGGCGGUGAUCCUGUGCUCGUCCGGGACGACCGGACCCUCGAAGGGUGUGAGCUACACGCACGCGUUCUGUGUCGCCAACCUACCGACGCUCUGGCGGACGAGCGCCGACGACCGGCUGCUGGCGUUCAGCUCCCUUUACUGGCUGUCCGGGUUCGCCACGCUCAUCAUCGGCACCGCCAACAUGGCGACCCGCAUCAUAACGCGCCGGCCGUUCAGCAGCGAGUACGCGCUGGACUUACUGGAGCGCCACCGGGUCACGGUGGCCUUUUUCCCGCCGUUCCACGCCAACCUGCUGGUCAGCGACCCGCGAGCGCCAGCGGUCGACGUGAGCGCCGUGCACACGCUGCUGUGCGGCGGUGCCCGUGUCAGCUCCGACCUGUACCGCCGGCUCCAAAGCUGGCUGCCGCGCACCACCGACAUCCAGGUCGGGUACGGUAUGUCCGAGGCGAGUCUGAUUGCGCUGACCGACCGGGAAGUCCCAUACCGGGACGGUACCGUCGGGACGCCGCAGCCCCUCACCGAGGUGAAGAUUGUCGACACCGAGACAGGGCGGGCGUUGGAGCUGGGCGAGCCCGGCGAGGUAAUGCUGCGCGUCCAGUACUCGUUCGCCGGGUACUACAACAAUCCGGAGGCGACCGCCGCCACCGUUACCAGCGACGGCUGGAUCAGUACCGGCGAUAUCGGCCACUUCGACCAGGACGGGCUGCUCUAUAUCGUGGACCGGCGCAAGGACAUCAUCAAGUACGCCAACUAUCAGAUCCUACCGGCGGAACUGGAAACGCACAUCAAGCUGCUGCCGGGCGUGCUGGAGUGCUGCGUGGUUGGCAUCCCGGCACCGGGCAGCGAUCUGCCCGCGGCCGUCAUCAUCCGGUCGCCCGGUGCCACCCUCGACGAGGCGACCGUUCACGAAUUUAUGCAGGCCCGGGUCGCGGACUACAAGCGGCUGCGCGGGGGCAUCUACUUCUUCGACACGCUGCCCCUCACGCCGUCCGGUAAGGUGAUGCGCCGGAAGUGCAUCGAACAGAUUCUCGCCAUCCGGGGCGAGCCAUUGUGCCCGGAAUGAACCCUUCGAAAGCGCAAUGAUGGUCACUGAAAG
This is a messenger RNA of Anopheles bellator, 1819 nucleotides long. RefSeq lists its product as uncharacterized. Gene Ontology annotation, biological process: long-chain fatty acid metabolic process; fatty-acyl-CoA biosynthetic process. Gene Ontology annotation, molecular function: long-chain fatty acid-CoA ligase activity. The transcript is spliced from 2 exons. The coding region runs from base 83 to 1786 and encodes 567 amino acids. The record is from RefSeq and is a predicted model, not a curated record. NCBI's taxonomy places the organism in Eukaryota, Metazoa, Arthropoda, Insecta, Diptera, Culicidae.